AUGGUCCUACUUGUAUUUCUUUGGGGCAGUAAAUCCAAAUAAUACUUCCGGUUUAAACGCGGAAAUUUCAAAUUACUUUUUCCUUCAGAUUUUGUUAUAUGAUAAUAAGUUUCUCAAGUCUUUCAAUUCAAACUAGAUUAAAAUUAUUUACAGUUACAAACAAAGAAAUUGUAUUCAAGAAUGUCGGGUGAAGUUGAUCUUGCGUCACAGCUGCAUACCUGGGCAGUGAAGGAGAUGCAUUUCUACUCACAGGGGGCAUCAACGAAAACCAAUAUACCAACAGUGGAAGAUUUUAAAAUGUUAUGUAAGGGUCCAAAUGCAGCUAUAUGGAAGUGGGUUAUAGCACAUGUACGCUCCACUGAGACUGUGAGAACUGUAAAAGGAAAUCUUGCCCUUAAGAGCAAGACCUCCAGACAGUCAUAUAGAGUAAAGUAUGGUGAGAGUGGGGAGCAGUUUGAGCAGACUAAACAUGACUUACUGGAUAGGAGAGCUGCUCUGUCAGGGGAGAUAACUACUACUCUCAGGGAUAUAGGACACCUGGAACAUGAAGUUGAAAGAAUUACAACAGAUAUCUCAGAAACAGAACAUGCAUACGAGAAAGAGAAGGACUGUGUUAACAAUACACGAAGAAAGGCAGCACUGUUACAGGUGUAUUCUCAGAGCUGUACAGAUAUGAUGUCACAGUACGGAGAAUACAGCAAAGUUAUCAAUGCCAAAGUUAAUAACAUCAAACAGAGAGCACAAAAGACAUUAGAGAGAGAAGAGUACUACAGUAGAGAGACUGCUGAUCAUGAUCCUGAUAGUGACACUGAUACUCCAGCCCUGGAAACUUCCUCCGCAAAACAUGUAAGAGAAUGUUGUGAAGAUAUUGGUGGAUUCCUACAAGAUACAUUGAAAGGUGCUUUUGGUGGUGAUAAAACACAGUUCACAAAGAGAAAAGAGCCGCUGUGGCAGAAGGUUGAGCAGGUGUCAGGAACAUUCUCAGCUGACCAGAUACUGACCAGUCUGCUGACCAACACCCGGGAUACAACAGCUGCAUUGAAAACAAUGACCAGUAAAGUGGACAUCAGACGAGAUGCUCAAAACCUCAGAUUUAGAUAUGAACCUAGUGGAGAUGUACAGGACCUAGCUAAACCCCCGUCGUUGUUGAGAAGUGUUCAUCAAUUACUUCAGGAACGAGCCAAUGAGCAUCUUCAACGAUUUAUACAGUCACAGAAAUAUGCAAAUGAGGCGAGAAAUUUGGAAGAAUCGAUAGCUGCUUUAAAGGGGCAAAUAGAGAAAAGAUUACAGAAAUUGUUCUCUCAGAAAACAGCUGACUUUACUUUGGCAAGGAAUCUGAUUGAGGCUGAGCUGGAGUUGGAUGGUUACAGAGCUUCUCUUCACUGUCUGAACUCAGAAGCAGAAAGUUUGAAAGAGAUAGUAGAGUGUAGCUAUAGGGAGAGACAGCAACUGUUUACAAAAUAUCACAGGAUACAGGAAUUUCAGGAACUUACAGACAAGAAGCAGAAUGUGAUACAGGUAUUGGUAAAACAGAACAUAAACUCCCAGUCCAGGCUUGAUGCACAAAUCGAUGAGAUAGACCAGUAUAUA
Mercenaria mercenaria is the source of this 1590-nucleotide messenger RNA. RefSeq lists its product as uncharacterized. Gene Ontology annotation, cellular component: centrosome; HAUS complex. The record is from RefSeq and is a predicted model, not a curated record. Gene Ontology annotation, biological process: spindle assembly; centrosome cycle. The transcript has 14 exons. NCBI's taxonomy places the organism in Eukaryota, Metazoa, Mollusca, Bivalvia, Venerida, Veneridae. The annotation marks the transcript as partial.